CGCAGUAUUGCGCAGAGCAUGUAGCCGAAACUACAUCAGACUGCGGUGCUGAAGUUUUUGGGAUCUGAACUGAUUUCUUUUUCUUCUUCUUCUUCGGGAGAAAUAUUUCUAAAAUUUAGAACUGCUCCUCGACACUCAACUAGUUUGGAGCUAAAUGUCAAGUAGGCAGCGACACGGAGCCACUCAGUGAUACUCGGGGCGCGAUGGAGAGCAAUAAGGGAUUACUUCGCUGUAAAAUCGUGGUGGUGGGAGACACGCAGUGUGGAAAGACGGCUCUUCUUCACGUUUUCGCCAAAGACUCGUACCCGGAGAAUUAUGUUCCCACCGUGUUUGAGAAUUACACAGCCAGCUUCGAGAUCGACAAACAGAGGAUCGAGCUCAACAUGUGGGACACUUCAGGUUCAGCCUACUAUGACAAUGUGCGGCCGUUAGCGUAUCCUGACUCAGACGCUGUGCUCAUCUGCUUUGACAUCAGCCGUCCUGAAACACUGGACAGUGUGCUAAAAAAGUGGCAGGGGGAGACGCAGGAGUUCUGUCCCAAUGCCAAAGUGGUGCUGGUCGGCUGCAAGUUGGACAUGAGGACGGACCUCAAUGUCAUGAGAGAGCUUUCCAAACACAGACUCAUUCCUGUCACCCACGAACAGGGCACUAAUUUGGCGAGACAGAUCGGUGCUGUGGCCUACACAGAGUGCACCUCCAAGUAUUCGGAGAACAGCGUCCGUGACGUUUUCCACGUCACCACUCUGGCAUCUGUGUCCCGUAUCCAUCGGCCUCAGCUCAAACGCGCUGGCUCACGUCGCGGACUCAAGCGGGUCUCCCAGCAGCCGCCCCGGACUGAGAUUCAUGAGCACCCACCUGCUAUUAGAAAGGACCGCGCCAAAAGCUGCGUGCUCAUGUAGACCAGAGGCUGACCAGCAGCCUGACCUGCUUGUGCUGAUGGACAUGAAACCAUACUGCACAUGAACUUAAUUUAUUGGUGAAUUCUUGUCAGAUCUUUGCACUGCAUAAAGGACAAUAUGAUGAAAUCAAGAACCAAUGCUAUCCUGUGGAGUUCUUUGAGGAUUUGUUUGUCCAUCUUUAGCAAAACUCUCCUUGUUAUUUCUUUCUCUGUGACCGUGUUCUCAUCAGGAGAGGUCAUUGUUGUGGCAAAAGCUCUUUUUCUUUAAUGCUUUUACUUGAACAAGUGGACAAAAAUGGUCAUGAACACAAACAGGCUGGUUAGCAAAUAAAACACAAGGACAGAAAAAAGUGAAUACGGAGAUGAAAGUGAUAAAAUAAUAAUUGGAAAGAUCAUUUUACAGGAACCAGCAGUAACAGUGCUGGCCUUGACCUCGGUUUUGUUGUUUCCUGUUUUGAAAUGCUACUCUCUCUUUAAGUGUUUAACUAAAUGAAGCACAAUAUGAUGCACGCAAACUGUUCCGAGUUAUUUGUAAAUGUCAGGGAAUGAACUCUGCUGUUCCACUUCAUAUAACGAGCUUAAAAGAAAAUCUGGACAGACAAAAAACUCGUGGGCUGAGAUGACACUAAUUUUCUUAAACCACAAGUGCUUUUAAUAUUGAAAACCGAAUAAUCACUCACCACAUAAGACUGAAGUGUUGUGAAAUUAAUAUUGUUCUAAUAAUCCACACUGGGAGGAACGUCACAGAGGGAGUAAAGGGGGUGACUGUUAUGUUGUACAUGUGAUAAUUAAAUAAAAAAUAUUUGCUCUGCUGAA
Messenger RNA from Plectropomus leopardus (leopard coralgrouper), 1714 nucleotides. RefSeq names its product rho-related GTP-binding protein RhoN-like. Gene Ontology annotation, molecular function: GTP binding; GTPase activity. Gene Ontology annotation, biological process: small GTPase-mediated signal transduction. Lineage: Eukaryota; Metazoa; Chordata; Actinopteri; Perciformes; Serranidae. The record is from RefSeq and is a predicted model, not a curated record.